AUGGCGCUAAACCACACUGCCCGGCCCCAGGAUGAGCGCCUGCCACACUACCUUCGAGAAGGGGACCCCUUUGCUUCCAAACUUUCCUGGGAAGCGGAUCUAGUGGCUGGCUUUUACUUAACAAUAAUUGGGAUUCUGUCCACAUUUGGAAACGGGUAUGUCCUUUAUAUGUCUUCUAGACGAAAGAAGAAGCUGAGACCUGCGGAAAUAAUGACUAUCAAUUUAGCAAUCUGUGAUCUGGGGAUUUCAGUUGUAGGCAAACCGUUCACGAUCAUCUCUUGCUUCUGUCACCGCUGGGUGUUUGGCUGGAUUGGCUGCCGCUGGUAUGGAUGGGCUGGAUUUUUCUUUGGCUGUGGAAGUCUUAUCACCAUGACGGCUGUCAGCCUGGAUCGAUAUCUGAAAAUCUGCUAUUUAUCUUAUGGGGUUUGGCUGAAAAGAAAGCACGCCUACAUCUGCCUGGCAGUCAUCUGGGCCUAUGCUUCUUUCUGGACCACCAUGCCCUUGGUAGGUCUGGGGGACUACGCACCUGAGCCCUUCGGAACCUCAUGCACGCUGGACUGGUGGCUGGCCCAGGCCUCCCUGGGUGGCCAGAUUUUCAUCCUGAACAUCCUCUUCUUCUGCCUCUUGCUCCCAACGGCUGUGAUCGUAUUCUCCUAUGUGAAGAUCAUUGCCAAGGUUAAGUCCUCCUCCAAAGAAGUAGCUCAUUUCGACAGUCGGAUACAUAGCAGCCAUGUGCUGGAAAUGAAACUAACCAAGGUAGCAAUGCUGAUUUGUGCUGGCUUCCUGAUUGCCUGGAUUCCUUAUGCAGUGGUCUCUGUGUGGUCAGCUUUUGGAAGGCCAGACUCCAUCCCCAUUCAACUCUCUGUGGUGCCAACCCUACUUGCAAAAUCAGCAGCAAUGUACAACCCCAUCAUUUACCAGGUCAUUGAUUACAAAUUUGCCUGUUGCCAAACUGGUCGUUUGAAAGCAACCAAGAAGAAAUCUUUGGAAGACUUCAGGCUGCACACUGUUACCACAGUCAGGAAGUCUUCUGCUGUGCUGGAAAUACAUCAAGAGGGGAUCAGAGCCCUGUGGGAUAUUAGGCAGGGGAAAGAAGUGAUGUGGUUUAUAACGCUGUCUAAUGGCAGCGUGGAAGGUGGAUUGUUCUUCAUGGGGAUGGGGUUCAAGAGUAGACUUUGGGAGACCAGGUGGGCAGCUUUAUAA
Canis lupus familiaris (dog) is the source of this 1203-nucleotide messenger RNA. It is a transcript of the gene OPN5, whose product is annotated as opsin 5. The coding region runs from base 1 to 1203 and encodes 400 amino acids. Gene Ontology annotation, biological process: G protein-coupled receptor signaling pathway; visual perception. The record is from RefSeq and is a predicted model, not a curated record. Lineage: Eukaryota; Metazoa; Chordata; Mammalia; Carnivora; Canidae. Gene Ontology annotation, cellular component: membrane. Gene Ontology annotation, molecular function: G protein-coupled receptor activity. The transcript has 7 exons.